Messenger RNA from Phyllopteryx taeniolatus (common seadragon), 1197 nucleotides. RefSeq names its product suppressor of IKBKE 1 (gene sike1). The transcript has 5 exons. The record is from RefSeq and is a predicted model, not a curated record. NCBI's taxonomy places the organism in Eukaryota, Metazoa, Chordata, Actinopteri, Syngnathiformes, Syngnathidae. The coding region runs from base 297 to 947 and encodes 216 amino acids.
GUGAAUGCGGAUGUGACGUCGUCGCUAUGCGUCGUUCGCGUGCCUAUACGAGUUUUGACUGCAAAACAGGCUGUGCACUCGUUCGUGUGUUUAUCGUGCUACUGUACUUUGGAGGUUUGUUUUCAAUCGACUCGUUAUAUUAGUUAUGCUAUAAUAGUGUGUAGAAGUAGAUCGCGUAGCUGCAAAAGAAUAGGAGCUUUUUUUGCGGGGCGAACGAAGUGUGUCGGCUUAACGCUGUGAGAUCGUUUCCGCCGACGGCAGUGAGUGUGUGAGUAGUUCGUCUGUCUUCCAGCCAGAUGGCCUGCACUUUAGAGAAAGUCUUGGGUGACGCGCGGACACUGCUGGAGAGGUUAAAGGAUCACGACACAGCCGCCGAGGGCCUCAUCGAGCAGUCCGGGGCCCUCAGUCAGAGGGUGCAGAGCAUGAAAGAGGUGGGGAAUGCUCUUCCAGACAAGACUGCUGAAGACACUACAGAGGUCCAGGAGAUGAUCAAGUACAAGCCUCACGUCCUUUUGACUCAGGAGAACACUCAAAUCAAGGAACUUCAGCAGGAGAAUAAAGAGCUCUGGUUGUCUCUUGAAGAGCAUCAGUACACGUUAGAGUUGAUCAUGGGCCGUUACCGUAAGCAGAUGCUCCAGAUGAUGAUGGCGAAGGAAGAGCUGGACACCAAACCUGUCCUUACCCUCCACGAGGACCACGCAAAAGAAGUGCAGACUCAGGUGGAGCGAAUAUGCGAGAUGGGCCAGGUGAUGAGACGAGCCGUGCAGGUGGAUGAUCAGCACUAUUGCUCCAUUCGAGAGAAGCUUGCCCAGCUCGAGAUUGAGAAUAAGGAGCUGCGAGACCUCCUGGCCAUCAGCAAUGACUCGAUGGCGGCAGCGAGAGAGGAAAGCAGCCAGCCAGCAACAGCAACACAUGAAAACAAUCCCCAGCCAGAGUCCAAUCAUUGAUCGAAAGUGCUUCGUUUGGAACUUUUAGGCCCAUGGUCCCUGGUGUUGUGUUCACUAUGGAUGGAUGAUCUGUUAAACCACUAAAUAUAUAUAUAUAAUUUUUUUUUGUAGUGAUUCUCAUUGCCUAUUUUUCUAAUUAGGCACAUGGCCAUGUUGAUGUAAAUUCAGUGAUUGCUUUUUGAAAAAAACAAUGGAAUUUACGGUAUGAUGUUUGGCCAAAGAUCUAUUUAAUUAAUAUAUAAGGACAUGG